This is a messenger RNA of Lithohypha guttulata, 207 nucleotides long. RefSeq lists its product as uncharacterized. Lineage: Eukaryota; Fungi; Ascomycota; Eurotiomycetes; Chaetothyriales; Trichomeriaceae. Bases 1 to 207 code for a protein of 68 amino acids. The transcript has 2 exons. The record is from RefSeq and is a predicted model, not a curated record.
AUGCCUUCCGAUCAGAAGUCAUACAUGAGCCAGGCUGAUGCCUCUCGGAUUCAGUCAUCGCAGGCCAAAUCUGGUGGUGAUAUGAGUUCGGGCGGGUUUGCUUCUCGUGCGCAAAGUGCCGGAGCACGUAACGCGAACUCUGGAACUAGUACUGGUAGCAAUAGCGGGUCCAACAACUCCAGCUCGAAACCAUCCUCGGAGAAAUGA